Messenger RNA from Clupea harengus (Atlantic herring), 1243 nucleotides. Its product is annotated as P2Y purinoceptor 3-like. Gene Ontology annotation, cellular component: plasma membrane. NCBI's taxonomy places the organism in Eukaryota, Metazoa, Chordata, Actinopteri, Clupeiformes, Clupeidae. Gene Ontology annotation, biological process: G protein-coupled receptor signaling pathway. The record is from RefSeq and is a predicted model, not a curated record. Gene Ontology annotation, molecular function: G protein-coupled receptor activity.
UCGGUGAUGAAGACGUAUAAAUGGGUUUAUCUACCCGUGACUUAUAGUUUUGUGUUCAUACUGGGACUUACUCUAAAUGGGUCGCUUCUCUGGCUGGUGUUCAGUCGUACGCGCAGCUGGAGCUGUUCGGUGGUCUACAUGGCCAACCUGGCCGUGGCGGACCUGCUCUACGUGCUGGCAUUGCCUUUGCUCAUUAUCAGUUAUGCCAUGGAAGAUUUCUGGCCGUUUGGGGACAUCAUUUGCAAGACUGUACGGUUCUUCUUCUACACAAAUCUUCAUUGUGGAAUGAUGUUUCUGAUGUGCAUCAGUAUUCAUCGCUUGUUGGGCGUAUGCUAUCCAAUUAAGGCCAUGCGCUAUCGCACCAAGAGGCUCGCUGUCCUGGCUUCAAGUAUGAUCUGGAUAUUGGUGACCGCAGAAGUUUUGCCUACCCUAGUUUUCGCCCACACCGGCUUCAUCAACAAUACGACGGUCUGUUUCGACAUGACCAGUCCAGGAAAAUUCAAACAGUAUUUCCCCUACGGUCUGUUUUUGACUGUAUUAGGGUUCCUAAUUCCAUUCCUGGUCAUUCUUAUAAGUAACUGUACAAUGGUGAGAGUUUUAUCCAGACAGCACGUCGACGGGAGCCCGAUUGGGACAGCGAUGCGCAGCAAGUCCGUUCGCACCUUGCUCGUGGUGUCUCUACUCUUCAUAGUAUGCUUCGGACCCUAUCAUAUCACGAGGACCCUGUACUUGUUUGUGCGAGUCUACAUGGCCACCAACUGUAAAGUUCUCAACGUGGUUAUGUUCAGCUAUAAGAUAUGGAGGCCCAUUGUAAGUCUACACUGUUGCGUCAACCCCAUGCUGUACUUCAUAGGCUCCGACAAAAAGCGCAAACUUCUGCGGACCCUGUUUUCCCGAAAGCGAGUACAUCCCUCCGUGUGGACGGUUCGAGCACAAUUACAGGCCGAAAAAUCUAGUAACGGAGCAUCUGGUAUUAGGAACAGUGGUAGACAUGGAUGAUUUUACAUGACUACAAGGUUGUAUUUACAGUUGGAAACGUCUCUCAUUAUUAAAUAUUCCUGUAUAGAAAAUAAAUGUGAAGUUAUUUUAUUUGUUCUUGUGUUAACGAUGCAUAACGAUAAGUGUUUAUCAGAAGAAGCUGCAUUUGUUAAAUCUGUGAAUUGAUGAAUAUACACUCCUAUGUGGAGUGGAAUGCAGACUGUAUGGGAAGGAGCUAAAUGGAGUCUAUCCAUCCACUCCAGCA